UUGUACGAUUGGUUGCCGUCUCGAAUCCUGCAUUCUGCAGGCAGCAGGUUCCAUGAUUUGUUCAGAAUAUUAAGGGAGCACGGUGAGUUUUUCGAUUUAAUCGAAUCAAUUAUUUGCACGAUGACUUUAUUGAUGGUAAGGCCGUACCACUGUUCAAAUGUUUGUAUAAAAUAUCCUUCCAUUCGUGCCGCAUCAAAAUGCGACCAUCACGUCCUAAUCAAGUUAUCUUUCUUUAUAACGCUUACGCGGCUACUAUAUUAAAUGUAGCGAAUUGGAGACUGCAAGGGUUCAGGGAACAAAAACUAUAUAUCGUUCUAUGGGAAGCACUAUCAGAAUGUCCCGACUUUACAAAACAGCUAUUCUUCGAAAGAGCUUGUGGAGAGUUGGCGGUCAUAGCGAUUGAUGGGAUCUGGCACAGCACCUAAUGUGGGGGAAGGUACAGUUCUGGAGAAACGUGAUUAUCACGUGGUAUUGACUAAGCCGCACGUGACGUCCCAGCGAACCCGUGGAGAAACACGUGGUAUUCCUUCUGCCCAGGGCCAUCUGUACAGCACUCGCGACGUCACUACAUUCAUCGCAAGGACCCAUAUCAAAGAGUUUUAGUUGUCUGUGUGCUCGUUUGCAUCUUAGCGAUUGCCGCGUGCUCCCGCAAUCCAAACUAUCGUCCGCAUUUACGCGUACCGGUUAAGUGGUACCAACGGUCAUGACUUCGGAUCGAUUCAUCACAGUCGUCCCUAAGAAGCUAGAAACACGCAUGAUAGAAGAACGCACACAAGCACACUUCAACCGCAUAUACGUGAUUUCGUAAAGAGCGUCGAAGACUAGCCUCUCAGCCAGACUUUUCCAUCC
Messenger RNA from Periconia digitata, 849 nucleotides. The record is from the annotation of a GenBank genome assembly. Lineage: Eukaryota; Fungi; Ascomycota; Dothideomycetes; Pleosporales; Periconiaceae.